Molecule: messenger RNA, 822 nt
Organism: Alligator sinensis (Chinese alligator)
Lineage: Eukaryota; Metazoa; Chordata; Crocodylia; Alligatoridae
Gene: NXPH1
Product: neurexophilin 1
Exons: 2
Coding region: 1-822 (273 amino acids)
Molecular function (GO): signaling receptor binding
Source: RefSeq, a predicted model, not a curated record
AUGGACCCAGCAUUACAUAUUCCCUUUCUGAAGCAGAAGUUGGAACAGGAAGGCAGUCAUGUUACGUGUGCAAAUUUAACAAAUGGCGGAAAAUCAGAACUUCUAAAAUCAGGAAGCUCCAAAUCCACACUAAAGCACAUAUGGACAGAAAGCAGCAAAGACUUGUCCAUCAGCCGGCUGCUGUCACAGACUUUUCGUGGCAAGGAAAAUGAUACAGAUUUGGACCUGCGAUAUGAUGCCCCAGAAACAUAUUCUGAGCAAGAUCUCUGGGACUGGCUGAGGAACUCCACAGACCUUCAAGAGCCUCGGCCCAGAGCAAAGAGACGGCCCAUUGUCAAGACUGGGAAAUUUAAGAAAAUGUUUGGCUGGGGUGAUUUUCAUUCCAACAUCAAGACUGUGAAGCUAAACCUGUUAAUAACUGGAAAAAUCGUUGACCAUGGCAAUGGGACGUUUAGUGUUUACUUCAGGCAUAAUUCCACUGGUCAAGGGAAUGUAUCUGUGAGCCUAGUGCCCCCUACCAAAAUAGUGGAAUUUGACUUGGCACAACAGACAGUGAUUGAUGCCAAAGAUUCCAAGUCCUUUAACUGUCGCAUCGAAUACGAAAAGGUUGACAAGGCUACCAAGAACACGCUCUGCAACUAUGACCCUUCAAAAACAUGUUAUCAGGAGCAGACCCAGAGUCAUGUGUCAUGGCUCUGCUCCAAGCCCUUUAAAGUAAUCUGUAUUUACAUUUCCUUUUAUAGUACAGAUUAUAAACUAGUACAGAAGGUGUGUCCUGAUUAUAACUACCACAGCGACACACCCUACUUCCCUUCAGGUUGA